AUGUGGUUCUAUGACAUUCAACUUUGGGGUUCUGCCAAACCGUCAAAUAUCAGAACAAUUCAGGCAUUCCAGUCUACAUGUCUUCGAUUAUUAUCAGGUGCAACCGGGUUUAUAAGUAAUGAAUCACUUCAUAAAGACUUCUGCAUUCCAACCUUAAAUAUUCUUGAUAUGAUCACCUACAAAAAAACCCACAAAACCUACAGCACUCACUCAAAUCCUAUAAUCACUCAACUAUCAUGCAAACAAAUCCCAGGUAAUCCACCCAGGAGCCUGAAAAGGAACUACUGUAGAGACCUACUCUCUCUUUAA
This is a messenger RNA of Macrosiphum euphorbiae (potato aphid), 309 nucleotides long. The record is from the annotation of a GenBank genome assembly. Lineage: Eukaryota; Metazoa; Arthropoda; Insecta; Hemiptera; Aphididae.